Molecule: messenger RNA, 960 nt
Organism: Capsicum annuum
Lineage: Eukaryota; Viridiplantae; Streptophyta; Magnoliopsida; Solanales; Solanaceae
Exons: 6
Coding region: 1-960 (319 amino acids)
Molecular function (GO): nucleic acid binding
Source: RefSeq, a predicted model, not a curated record
AUGGUUGAAAUAAGAGAUCUGAAUGUUGUUGAUCCAAAUGAACCUAUUGAUCCAAAUGUAGGACAUGUCCCAGCUCUGAUUAUGCCAGAUAUUCCAGCUCAACCAGCUGCUAGGUCUAUUAGUGAGGUGGCAAUCCCACAUGUGAACCAUGCGACUAACAAUAUUCGAAACCCAGAAUGGCAUGCUGACUUGAGGAGUUCCCCUAAGAAGGUUACAGGAGUGUUAGAGGAUGAUCAGUUCACUACUCUAUCAGCUCAACUUGCAGUAGUGCAAAAUCAGAUGCUUACUCAGUUGAACAAUAUGAAUUUUGCUCUUCCGACAACUGGCCCAUUUCCCAAAGUUUCAAUUGAUAAAGCUCCAAAAUUAGAGCUUGAGAUAAGGGAAGUAAUGGAAGUCUUGAAAAGAAGAAAGAAGGCAAUUGGCUUGCAAAUGUCUGAUAUUUUAGAGAUAAAUCCUACUUUUUGCAAGCAUAAGAUACAGAUGGAAGAAGGUUUCUACAGGCGGUUUAUUCAAGAUUUUUCCAAAAUUGCUAGCCCUAUGUGUAAAUUUGCUAGACACAAGGUGGCCACUUUAUAUCAUCCACCAAAGACUGGACAUGUUGAUGUACCCAACUGGGAGAUAAAAAAGAUAAUGCAAAAGACUUUCAAUGGUCACCAGAAGGAUUGGGCUAAAAAUCUAAAUAACACACUAUGGGCUUAUAGGACAUCUUAUGAGAUGCCCAUUGGUUCUUCUCCACAUCUCUUGGUUUAUGGGAAAACAUGUUAUUUGUUUGUAGAAUUGGAAUAUCAAGUCUAUUCGGAUGUGAAUAAGUUGAAUCUUAAGAUUAAGACAGCUAGUGAGAAGAGAUUCUUGCCGCUGGAAGAACUUAAUAAGUUUCAUCUCCAUGUGUAUGAGAAUGACAAAUUGUAUAAGGGAAAGACCAAGAUAUGGCAUGACAGAGAUAUUCAUGAUAGUGUUUGA